AUGUCUCUCACGCCUGUUGACAUUCUACCCUUCGUCACCCCGGUGACAGACCCCACCAUCUCUGAGAUGGACUUCUCCGUCGCUGUCGACGACUGGAACGAGAGCCUCUCUCGUAUCCUCAAGCACAACACUAAGGCCUUCUGGACAGAGCUCCUCCAGAACCAGUCCCUCUCCCGCUUCCUCAAUUCCUUCCUGGGCGAGUACGCCUCCUUCCGUGGCAACAAGGGCGAUAUCUGGAUCAUGGAACUCGAGGAGGUCGUGCGCAGGGUCUUCAUGAUCUAUCACCGGAUAGCCGAGUCUAUGACUGACAACCAGGUCACUACCCUCAUCAACGAGACCCAACCCAUUGCCUCCCUGGGAUUUGACGAUGCAGGAUCAGCACUCUUGGAUACUGGACUUGUCUCGACGUCGGUUCUCAUGGAUCUGGCCGGCAUCUAUGGCAGUUCCGAUCCGGAGGGUGUCUCCAAGAUGGUCAGCACCUUUCUGCAAAACACCCCCAGCCUGAUUGGCGACUUUCGAACCUCCACCGGUACCGUCGUCCAGAUCAUUCGCCGUGUCCAGAAAAAGUUUGAAAAGGGCAUAACCGGAGGAUCAGGAGGUUCUGGAGCAGGCAAGGGAAAGGGUAAAGGCAAGAGCGUCUCUCCUGCCGUACCAGCAUCACCUGAGCCAAGCACGCCGGAACAGGAUGAGGAAAAGAGGACAGAGGCCUUCCAGUACGCAAGUGCUCUCGCCAACGUCGCCUAUGCCAUCGACUCCAUCUCGGCUGUGAGCCCAACGUUAGCGACCGAGCUCCACCAACACGCCGCCUUUAUGCAGUGUCUCUUUGGCUGCUACAACUAUACCCUGCCCAUCCUCACUAAGGUCCUGAUCGAGAGCACCACCGGAGGCGAGUUCAGAUCCCAGGCUGUUUUGAACUUUUUGCGGCUAAAGAUGCUGUCGAUCGUUAGCAACAUUCUCGAGAGUAUUGUCAAAGAUCACCAGCAGACCGUGGGCGACGACGAGGACGACGAGGAUUCGAUGGCAGCCUUGACCGACACCAUCUGCAGAUUGGUUGCUGAUCUGGAUGAACAGUCGCCCUUGCAGGAAGACAUGGUGCCGAUGUUUGACGCGCCCAUCAUUCUGGAUCUGGAGAUUCAGUUCAGUUUGUCGGAAAUGUUGUCGAAGUGGAUCACGGACGUUUUCCACGGGGAGAACGACCGGAUCGCUUUCUGGGUCGAGAAACUGCGGAACCUGCUGAGUUUCAAUCCAGCAACGAUAUCCUUUUUGGACGAGCACAACAUGCGUAAGUCGGAGAAGAUGGCCAGGGCCAUGUCGCACUUGUACAUCAACGAGGAGAAGAGCCGGUCAGGAUCGACCAUUCACACUGGAUCGUAUAUGGCAACUCCUCCACCACUUCCUGCGAGGAAUGCCGCGCAGGAGGAAGACUAUGUCAAGCGGACGCUGCUUGUUUCACAGUUGCAGGACUUGUUUCCGGACCUUGGCGACGGUUUCUUGGAGGCAUGUCUUAUCUCCUUCAAGGAUGAUCCCGAGUCUGUGACCAUGCACCUCUUGGAGGAGGACCUUCCCAGCGAUCUCGCUACCAUGGAUCGUUCCACUGUCAGAGCGCCUCAGCAGACUGCCCCUGACUCGAUGGCACUUGUCCAAGUACCGAGUCACGAUAAUGUGGAAGAGCAGGAUGUUCUGUCUACUCGUCGCAACAUCUUUGACGGAGACGAGUUUGACAUGUUCUCAGGAAACCAAGUCGACAAAACCAAGAUGUACCGUGGCAAGAAGGGUCCCAAGGAUGUGGAGGUGGUGCUGGAUGACAAGGAGUUUGUGACACAGCACAAGAGCGCAAUCAUGAAGGCAGUCGAGAGCAUGUAUGACGACGAAUACGACGACACUUAUGAUUCCAUGGGACUCACCAACAAUACCCAGACCAGCUUUAAGUUGGUUGAUGCCGUCAACGAGGACGAAAGCAACAACACUCAACCUCAGCAACUGGCAAGUUCACUGUCAUGUUACAUUGCCAACAAGGAUGUUUUCAACCGCAACGGAGAGGCUCGUCGAUCCAAGAAGAGACAGGAGCUCCGCAACUUGACCAAAAUGACUGAUGAACAACUUGAAGGCUGGGCCAUCAUGUUCGGUCGCAACCCAAGGAAGGACGCAAUUGCUCAAAAGUACGAGUUCAGCGGACAGCAGACAGAAUUGGAGGGCGCCGAUCCAGUGGACAAGCGUCGUGGAGGCCGUUUGCCAUUUGUCGAUCGUAAUGCAUCCUCCAGCCCACAACCCCGUCAACAACAACAACAGCAGCAGCAGCAGAAGCAGCAGUCAGGAAGUGGCGGUGGCAAGCCAUCGAAUGGACCCAAGAAACCUCAGCAGCCUAAGCAGCAGCAGUCUGGAUCAUCACCACAGCAGCCUCAGCAGCAACAGCAGAGGCAGCAGACACAGGCACCAAAGACUGCGCCAUCAGAACGGGAUAAGGUCAAGAACGAGCGUCAAAAGUCGUCCAAGGCUAAUCAUAAUCGCCGUAAUGCGCAUGCCAAGAAGAUGGCUACCAUGAACCCAUAG
Linnemannia hyalina is the source of this 2550-nucleotide messenger RNA. Lineage: Eukaryota; Fungi; Mortierellomycota; Mortierellomycetes; Mortierellales; Mortierellaceae. The record is from the annotation of a GenBank genome assembly.